GAUUUACCUGAAGUUGUACAAGUGCGCCCUUAACCCUCCCUGUUCUCGAGAAGAACGCCAUUUUCACGCGGUUGGUUUGCUUCCACGAUGAACGGCGGGCCUUCCGGCUUCCACAAUGCCCCCGUCACCAGGUCAUUCGUAAUUGCGUGUGCUCUCCUCACUUUAAUCUUUGGGGUUCGCGGCCGUUCUGCAAAACUUGGAUUAUCUUACGAGGAUGUCAUACAAAAACUUCGCUUCUGGAAAGUUAUUGCUUCAAUAUUUACCUUCUCAUCAACUCCAGAAUUAAUAUUUGGACUUUAUUUGCUAUAUUACUUCAGGUUAUUUGAGAGGCAGAUAGGUUCUAAUAAAUACUCGGUCUUUGUUCUGUUCUCUUUGUUGGCAUCAUUGUUGUUUGAGAUUCUAGCCUUGAUGAUUCUUAGAGAUCAAACCUCAAUUGUUCUGGUUUCUGGCCCUUACAGUCUCAUUUUUUCCUCCUUUAUACCAUUUUAUUUUGAUAUUCCAGUUUCAUCAAGGCUUCGUAUAUUUGGCAUUUCCUUCUCUGACAAGUCAUUCAUAUAUAUGGCUGGCCUUCAGCUUCUUUUGUCAUCCUGGAAACGGUCCUUAGUACCUGGUAUAUGCGGUAUUUUUUCUGGUUCAUUGUAUCGUCUCAAUGCAUUUGGAGUCCGCAGUAUAAAGUUUCCACACAUCAUUGCGCAAUUUUUCUCACGGCUAUCAUGGUCUACUCCUGGAAGCUUACCUCUGAGGGGUGAUAACGUUACAAGUGUCUCAGCUCAUGCCAAUCGUCAUUUGGAGAGAAACUUUGGUUCUUCAGUCUCAUCAGUCCCAGAACCUACUGAGUCUUCUGUUGCUACAUUAGUAUCAAUGGGUUUCGACGAUAAUUCUGCGAGGCUCGCACUCGUGCGGGCUAGGAAUGACAUCAAUGUCGCAACGAACUUCCUCAUUGAAGCUCAGUCACACUAAGGGACGCCGUAAAUAUAAUUCCAUGGAAAAUAUAGAAUUCAGUCGGAGCAGUUCCCAGCAUAAUCGCUGUGUUACUGGCUUUGCUUUCUUAAGACCUGAAAAAUCAUUCCUUAUGAGAAGAUCCACUGGUAUCACACACAAACACACAAGGUUUUGGUGCCCUUUAUCAUCCCUUGAUUUUCAAAUGUCAUAAUGGAUGUUGAUGCUUUGCUACAAUAUGAUUGUCUUCAUUGAGAUGUUAAUGACAAUGUUAAAACUCGUAUUCAUGAUCAAAUAUUCUCACAAUGAUUCGUCUUUA
Dendrobium catenatum is the source of this 1258-nucleotide messenger RNA. RefSeq names its product rhomboid-like protein 20. Lineage: Eukaryota; Viridiplantae; Streptophyta; Magnoliopsida; Asparagales; Orchidaceae. Gene Ontology annotation, molecular function: protein binding; serine-type endopeptidase activity. Bases 88 to 960 code for a protein of 290 amino acids. The transcript is spliced from 8 exons. The record is from RefSeq and is a predicted model, not a curated record.